Molecule: messenger RNA, 2405 nt
Organism: Acromyrmex echinatior (Panamanian leafcutter ant)
Lineage: Eukaryota; Metazoa; Arthropoda; Insecta; Hymenoptera; Formicidae
Gene: Lcch3
Product: Ligand-gated chloride channel homolog 3
Biological process (GO): monoatomic ion transmembrane transport
Cellular component (GO): membrane
Molecular function (GO): extracellular ligand-gated monoatomic ion channel activity; GABA-A receptor activity
Source: RefSeq, a predicted model, not a curated record
AAAGAGGGGCGAGAAAGAGAGAGAUAGAGAAAGAUAGAGAGAGAGAGGGUUUGAAGAGAGUAAUCGACAGUGGAUCCGCGUUAGCUACCGAGGAUGAAAGGCAGCAGCAUCCGCGAAGCUCGUGGUGCACAGAAAUACAUCGCGCUUACAUUUCUAUUCGACGACGUAGACGAGAAUGAGAACAUGGACAUCGACGUGAAGUGAUGCUGCGCGACGAUCGAUGACACGCUCAUGACAGUGAGUUUGAGUGAUCCGCGAAUUCGAUCGUAUAAAGCGAGAAGUGAUAAGCCGAUUAAAUCCUGUGAAUAGUGGAUUCUGUAAACGAUUAUAACGAUCGAUUGAGUCUCGGGAGAUCUCACGAUUGAUCUUGCGCUCCGAUCGAUUUUAAGCUACGACGAUGGACCGAAGUACGUGCGAACGAUAAUUCCGGUCAACGAUAAUAGGUUUAAUAAUUCUGAUAUUUCUCUGUUGAAUCGAUGAUGAAAUCAUCGCGCGUGUCGUGAUUCUCCUCGGAUGCAGCAGAACGGUGGUGGUGGCGGCAGCGAGCCGGUUACGGGGAUGCCGAGGGAAUGCGAGAAUACCGCGAGAUGACGUUCUCCAUCGCGCUCGUCGUUCACUGACACGAUCCCAACCGGAUAACGAAGACGAUUGGCAGGAUGCUGCCGCGCGGGCUGCCGCUGAUCGUCCUCUUCCUCGUGCAGCUGCGUCAUCGUGUCAUCUGGGCUUCUCUAGAGAGUGCCGAGAUGUCCGAUAGAUUGGAGAACGUUACGCAGACAAUUUCGAGGAUACUCGACGGCUACGAUAUUCGAUUAAGGCCGAACUUUGGCGGUGAUCCAUUACGAGUUGGGAUGGAUCUCACCAUUGCGAGUUUUGAUGCAAUUUCAGAAGUCAAUAUGGAUUAUACGAUAACGAUGUACUUAAAUCAAUAUUGGAAAGACGAGAGACUCGCCUUUUCGCACGAGGGUGAAAUCCUGACGCUAAGUGGCGAUUUCGCGGAAAAGAUUUGGGUCCCGGAUACGUUUUUUGCCAAUGAUAAAAAUAGUUUUCUGCACGACGUCACUGAGCGCAACAAACUCGUUAGAUUAUCUGGUGACGGCUCGAUCACAUACGGCAUGAGAUUCACAACGACCCUGGCUUGCAUGAUGGACUUGCAUUACUAUCCCCUCGAUUCACAAAAUUGUACAGUUGAAAUCGAAAGCUAUGGAUAUACGGUGCUCGACGUAUUAAUGUAUUGGAAGGAAACUCCCGUUCAUGGAGUCAAGGAGGCGGAAUUGCCGCAAUUUACGAUUAUCGGCUAUGAGACGAACGAUCGAAAGGAGAAGCUGGCGACUGGCAUCUACCAGAGGCUCUCGUUAAGCUUCAAACUUCAGAGAAACAUCGGAUAUUUUGUUUUUCAAACGUACCUGCCGAGUAUACUAAUCGUGAUGCUUAGCUGGGUCAGUUUCUGGAUCAAUUAUGAAGCCACCAGUGCGAGAGUAGCUCUCGGCAUCACGACCGUACUAACGAUGACAACUAUAUCGACAGGUGUUAGAAGCUCACUGCCACGGAUCAGUUACGUAAAAGCUAUUGACAUCUACCUGGUGAUGUGCUUCGUUUUCGUGUUCGCGGCCUUGCUGGAAUAUGCGGCGGUCAAUUAUACGUAUUGGGGCGCCAGAGCGAAGAAGAAGACUAAAAAGAAAGAAAUCGAUGAGAAGAAAAUACUAUCUUCUAAAACAGGGAGCAAAGUCAGUUCGCCUUUUCCUGGCUCCACAGACGCGGAUAUUAUAGAGCUUCAGGACCUUAGAAUGUCACCUUUGCCGAGCAUUAGAAAUAGGUCAGGCAUAGUCAGCGCUUCAUCGACUUUGGGAGCUGGAAGAGACCAUGACCCGGCCAAAUUUCCGCCGAGUUUUCGUAUGUCCAGGACUGCCACUUACAAUACGCAUAGUCGAAACAGCGGUCUUAGAUACAGAGGUCCAAGACCGCACAAGCCAAAGAUGUUACAUGCUCUACGUAGAGGAGCUUCCGUGUUACGUGUGUCAAUGCCGAAGAUCAAGGAUGUGAACGUGAUAGACAAAUACUCGCGAAUCAUCUUCCCAGUCAGCUUCAUGCUGUUUAACGCCGUGUACUGGAUCUUCUACUUCUUCUGAGCGGUGAACGGAUGUUAAAAACUGAAUCCCGCUCGGCCUCGUAUACGCCUAAAAAGGACCAAUCGAUUCUGGAGGAUCCUUUCAAAUCUUCUUUACCAUGACCAUCGAACUAUGUGCAAUAUUUUUCACGGGGAUGAAGGUCCACCGAAUACUAGCAGGUGAUGAAAGUACUGAAUCGAAAGUACUGCCACGAAACAUUUAUCGAUAAAAGUAGAACGGGGGACUCGUGUGUGCCAACAGAGAUUUAUGAGAUUUUCGUUAAUUAGAAAGUAUAUCAUA